Messenger RNA from Clarias gariepinus (North African catfish), 632 nucleotides. Its product is annotated as lactose-binding lectin l-2-like. Lineage: Eukaryota; Metazoa; Chordata; Actinopteri; Siluriformes; Clariidae. The coding region runs from base 68 to 523 and encodes 151 amino acids. The record is from RefSeq and is a predicted model, not a curated record. The transcript has 5 exons. Gene Ontology annotation, molecular function: signaling receptor activity.
GUUAAGAUAUUACAUAAGGGUUUUACUUCAUUAACUGAAGUUCUGCUUUUCUUGCAGUGUGUGAACUAUGGCUCGUCAGACUGAAGUGGUGUUGCUUUUUCUUCUCAUCACGGCAGCAACAGCCUACGGAAAAUGUCCACAUGGCUGGGUGGAAUAUGAGGGACGUUGCUUUUUCUAUCAGGGCAGCAGGAUCGGAUGGGCUUCUGCUGAGAAACGCUGUCUGGAUCUUGGUGCACACUUAGUCUCAAUACACAGCUACAAUGAAUACCAGCUGGUUAAGUCCCUUAUUCAUGCUCAUGACCCCCAGGAGAAUCCAACAUGGAUUGGGCUCAGUGGCUGUCAGGAGAAAUUCAACUGGUUAUGGUCUGAUGGCUCCAGAUUGACUUUCACCAAGUGGAAUCCAAAUGAACCAAAUUUUUCUAAAAAAGAAUGCUGUGUGCAUAUGAACGAUGGAGGUGCAAAGAAUUGGAAUGAUAUCCCAUGCCAUUACAGCUAUCCCUUUGUUUGUGCAAGGAGAAUUUAACUGAAAUGCUCUCAGACACACCAACUUUAAUGUAUUUUUUUGCAAAGAAUUUUCUUUGUCACUAAUCAAUGAACAUUUUUAAAAAAAUAAAUUGUGUGUCAAUUUGUCA